AUGCCAUUACCAAGCUUUACAAAUGAAUGGAGCAACGCUCAGUAUUACAACUUAGGAGCAUAUCAUCGAGUAGCAACUUCAACAUCUCAAGACGCCCAGAUGUGGUUCGACCGAGGCCUCGUUUGGUGUUAUUCGUUCAACCACGAAGCGGCCUUGGACUGCUUUUGGCGUGCGAUUGACCUUGAUAGGAAGUUUUUAAUGCCCUAUUGGGGCGUCGCCUAUGCUGCCGGCCCCAACUACAAUAAAUCCUGGGGCAUGUUCACACCAGACGAUCGUGAAAGGACUGUUGCAAAAGCACUGCGUGUUCUGGACCUUCCUGAAGAAGCCAUUCUGAAUGCUAGUCCUCUGGAGAGAGCACUUGUCGCGGCAGUUGCUACUCGAUUCCCUUCAAGUGAGAAUAUGAUUCCUAAAGAUAUGGGGUCAUUCAACGAGGCUUAUGCCAAGGCCAUGCGCUCGGUAUAUCAAGACUAUAGCGAUGAUCCAGACGUCGCUACUCUAUUUGCUGACGCCGUUAUGUGCGUUCGUCCUCGUGCGCUCUGGGAUCUGGAUACUGGGGUUCCUACAGCCCCCGAUGUGGUUGAGGCAAGAGUGGCAAUGGAGAAGGCAUUGACAUUGCCCAGUGGACGUAAUCAUCCAGGCCUUUGUCAUCUGUACAUCCAUAUGAUGGAAAUGUCACCGUUUCCUGAGGCGGCCCUCACCGCGGCGGAUCGACUCAGACGCAUUGUCCCAGAUGGCUCUCACAUGCAACAUAUGGCAACUCACAUCGACGUUGCAUGUGGAGAUUAUCGUCGCUCCGUUGAUUCCAACUACGACGCUAUAUUCUCUGACGACAAGUAUUUUGCCAACGUUAAAGUGGAGUCUCUCCUGUACACUGUUUAUCGAUCACACAACAUCCACGCCCUGGCAUACGCUGCCAUGAUGUCUGGUCGAUGCGAAGAUGGUCUCUACGCUGCGAGGCGCUUGCCCCAGAUUCUCACAGAAGAAUUCAUGUCGAUUAGAACGCCACGUAUGGUUGAUUGGACCGAGUGGCAGUUGGUGACAUUGCCACAUGUACUGAUCCGUUUUGGGCGUUGGCAGGAAGUUUUAGAGCUUGCAUUGCCAGACAACCAAGAACUGCUCUGCGUUACAACAGCCACUAUCAAGUAUGCACGAGGCAUCGCCCUGGCAGUACUCGGACGAGUUGAGGAAGCUCGUGUCGCCAGAGAUGCCUUUGAAGAAGCUCGCAAUAUCGUCCCUGAAGACCGUAAGUACGGUCCAAAUGCCUCUGCAUCAUCCAUUCUAGCUGUCGCAUCUGCCAUGCUUGAAGGAGAAUUGGAGUAUCGUGCAGGAAACCACACUGAGGCCUUUACUGCUCUCCGUCAUGGCAUUGAGCUCGAGGAUAAACUCCCAUAUGCUGACCCACCACUAUGGAUGCAACCUAUUCGGCAUGCUUUGGCCGCAUUGCUUCUUGAACAAGGCCGUUCUGAAGAGGCAGAAGCACUUUACAUGGAGGAUCUGGGUUUUAGUGCAAGCCAUUCCCGGCGAAAGGCACGCCUGAAUAAUGUAUGGGGGUUGCAUGGUUUAUACGAGUGCUUAGUUAAGAAUAAGAAGCAUGACCAGGCCCAUACGAUCCGGAUCCAGCGUGAUAUCGCAGUGGCCACAUCUGAUGUUGCCAUUGGGGCCUCGUGUUUCUGCCGACUAUCAGCUGCUAAGGAUGAUGGCAAGUUCUAUUCAAAUAAGGCUUAA
Messenger RNA from Aaosphaeria arxii CBS 175.79, 1725 nucleotides. RefSeq lists its product as uncharacterized. Gene Ontology annotation, cellular component: intracellular anatomical structure. Gene Ontology annotation, molecular function: protein binding. The coding region runs from base 1 to 1725 and encodes 574 amino acids. The record is from RefSeq and is a predicted model, not a curated record. NCBI's taxonomy places the organism in Eukaryota, Fungi, Ascomycota, Dothideomycetes, Pleosporales. The transcript has 2 exons.